CGCCAGAUGACACCGGAAAACCAGGAACAACUGGCUGGAAAGAGUGUAUUUAUGUCGAAAACCCCAGAGAUAACUUUGAAACCUUCUAUCAAAGGAAAAAAGACAUCUUCUCUGAAAGUGUCUUUGUCCCCUGACUUGGAACAGUCCAGAGAAAUAUCUGAAUCUCAGGCAAUGGAGAAAGCUGCAGAAGAUUUAAGCACCAAAUCUACUAAAGUUUUAGAGACAGAAGACGAUGAUGACAGCAACAAAAAAUCUGUUAUACAUAGAGUUAGGGAUGUGAGGAAGUUAGUGAAAAACACAUACAACCUGUCUUUCAAAGCAUCAAAUUCAACAUCUACUGCAGAAGAGACAGUGAUUCAAGGGAAAAGAGAGAAGCCGCCGCAAACUCCUCCAGCCUUGCACAUUGAAUGUAAAGCCAUCAGUUGGAAGGACAAACAAACAUCAGGCAGCAAAGCAAUCCACUGUCAUGAUGAAAAACUGCCUGUUGACAUAUCAAAAAUAUCACAACCAUGGGUGUGCGCAGAGACAAAAAGAGAUGCUGACAUCACUGAAAUAACAUCCAAAGGCUCUUCGCCAAAGACUGAGUCAAAACAAAAAGCACCAUAUUCUCACUCUACAACCACAGAUGGAUUACGUGAAUCAGAAAGUAUCAAUAAAAGAUCUUACAUUCACUGUGAUCAGAGUUCUAAGAUGCCCCCUAGACCCCCAAGUAAGGAGCGAGAAGUUUCUGCGUUGGUGGUUGUACCGGAUUGCACAUCCAAGACAAAGACUGUUUCCCCUACAAUCCUAGACUCUACUCAAAUGACAGCUGCAAGCAGCAGCCACUCCGUAUCCAUGCUACUGAAAGAAAAAGGGAUGCAGGCUGACAUUGGAAUGUGUGAUGUUCUCACUGAAGGUGCAAGUGCUACAGCUAAA
This is a messenger RNA of Sinocyclocheilus rhinocerous, 915 nucleotides long. RefSeq lists its product as uncharacterized. Gene Ontology annotation, cellular component: nucleoplasm. NCBI's taxonomy places the organism in Eukaryota, Metazoa, Chordata, Actinopteri, Cypriniformes, Cyprinidae. The transcript has a single exon. The record is from RefSeq and is a predicted model, not a curated record. The annotation marks the transcript as partial.